This is a messenger RNA of Trichoplax adhaerens, 960 nucleotides long. RefSeq lists its product as uncharacterized. Gene Ontology annotation, cellular component: U4/U6 x U5 tri-snRNP complex; U5 snRNP; U2-type post-spliceosomal complex. Lineage: Eukaryota; Metazoa; Placozoa; Uniplacotomia; Trichoplacea; Trichoplacidae. The record is from RefSeq and is a predicted model, not a curated record. The coding region runs from base 1 to 960 and encodes 319 amino acids. Gene Ontology annotation, biological process: generation of catalytic spliceosome for second transesterification step; RNA splicing. The transcript has 13 exons.
AUGGACGCUCUAAAAGCCGAAAUAGAACGAAAAAGGAAACAGUUAUUGGAAAACUCUGCUGUCAAUGCUGCCAAGAAAAGAUUUAGACGUGGUGACCUGGAAAAUAGCACGGACCUUGCUCGAGAGGAAGUAACCCAGGUUAUCAGAAGGCUUCGUGAACGCGGUGAACCAAUAAGAUUAUUCGGCGAAACCGACGCAGACGUCGUAGGAAGGCUUAGGAGAAUCGAGUUCAUGGCUCCCGAAGUGAAUAAGGGUCUUCGUAACGAUUUCAAAGCUGCUAUGGAUAAAAUUGACCAAGAGUAUCUCGAUGAACUUAUUAACCAACAAGUAUGCACAGAUGAUGACAUUAAAUGGAGUAAUUUUAUGUUCAUGUUUAAUGUUUCAAAAUGCAGCCCGAUACAACCGAUAAAAGUGAAGAGUAAGAAGGACCAAGAAGUUAUUUUAUCUGUUAUUAAAUUUAUAUUAGACUACUGGAAUAUGAAAUUAAAUCAAAGAACGGAAGCUGAAAAAAGAACAGUUACUCUUUAUCCUAUCCGUCUUGAGAAUAUAUCUCAACUGCUAUUUCCUCAGGGUAAACUACAAAGUGCUAUACACAAGCAAACGAAAAGAUAUAUGAAGCCGUUGUUAAAGAAAUUGAAAAAGAACAAAGUAGAAGAGAGUAUGCUGAGGGCUUUGACUGAAAUUGUUGUGAACAUGCUAGAUAGGGAAUACGUGAAGGCCAACGAUAUUUAUGUAAGGAUGGCUAUUGGUAAUGCUGCAUGGCCAAUAGGUGUUACUAUGGUCGGUAUUCAUGCUAGGACAGGCCGUGAAAAAAUUUUUGCACAGCAUGUAGCACAUGUACUGAAUGAUGAAACACAGCGCAAAUACAUACAGGGCUUCAAGCGUCUAAUGACUCGAUGCCAAAUGUACUUUCCUACGGACCCUUCAAAAUCAGUAGAAUACCAAGGUCACAACGAAUGA